AUGAUGCUCAGCAGUUCGGUGGAUGUUCCCAGCCCAGGGGGGAUGAGUGCGGCGGCAGCCCGGAACGUGGUGCGGAGCUCCAGUAUCAGUGGGGCCAUGUACAGCUUGGAAAAGAGCCCUGGAAACGGAGGCCCAGACGCGGCAGGCCUGGCCGGAAACAAGAAACGCCGCUCCAGCUUGGGAGCCAAGAUGGUGGCAAUCGUUGGCCUGUCACAGUGGAGCAAGAGCACCCUGCAGCUCAACCAGCAGGAUGGAGGGACAAAGAAGCUACGCAGCACUAUUCGGCGGAGCACGGAGACAGGGAUUGCUGUGGAAAUGAGGAACCGUGUCACGCGGCAAGGCAGCAAAGAGUCGACAGACGGUAGCACCAAUAGCAACAGCUCAGAUGGAACGUUCAUCUUCCCUACCACACGCCUGGGCCCAGAAAGUCAGUUCAGUGACUUUCUGGAUGGCCUUGGCCCCGCCCAGAUAGUAGGACGGCAGACGUUAGCCACACCUCCAAUGGGUGAUGUGCAUGUAGGAGUAGUAGACAGAGGAGGUCAGAUAGAAGUGGAGAUUAACCAGGCUCGAGGACUGAUCCCUAAACCUGGUUCAAAGAACGUUCCAGCAACAUAUGUAAAGGUGUAUGUUUUGGAAAAUGGAGCUUGCUUAGCCAAGAAGAAGACCAAAGUGGUGAAGAAAACGCUGGAUCCCACUUUCCAACAAUCACUGCUGUUUGAUGAGAGUCCUCAAGGCAAAGUCUUACAGGUGAUUGUGUGGGGUGAUUAUGGGCGCAUGGACAACAAAUGCUUUAUGGGCAUGGCUCAGAUCCUUCUGGAAGACCUGGACCUGUCCUCAAUGGUUAGCGGCUGGUACAAGCUGUUCCCCACCUCCUCUCUGGCCGACCCCAGCAUAGGUCCGCUGACGCGCCGGCUCUCCCAGUCCUCACUGGAGAGUGCCACCAGUCCCUCUUGCACUUAG
Chanos chanos (milkfish) is the source of this 960-nucleotide messenger RNA. RefSeq names its product regulating synaptic membrane exocytosis 3 (gene rims3). The record is from RefSeq and is a predicted model, not a curated record. Gene Ontology annotation, molecular function: transmembrane transporter binding; small GTPase binding. NCBI's taxonomy places the organism in Eukaryota, Metazoa, Chordata, Actinopteri, Gonorynchiformes, Chanidae. The transcript is spliced from 6 exons. Gene Ontology annotation, cellular component: cytoskeleton of presynaptic active zone; presynaptic membrane. Gene Ontology annotation, biological process: calcium ion-regulated exocytosis of neurotransmitter; positive regulation of synaptic transmission; regulation of synaptic vesicle exocytosis. The coding region runs from base 1 to 960 and encodes 319 amino acids.